AUGUCCAGCCUUGUCAUUCCUCUGGUCUCAACCACACUUCCGACGUGCAAACCGGAUCUCAUGCCUUUCCACAUCGACUACGAUGGUCCAGCACCUGUCUCCGCGUUCAUGCGCUCUAACGACGUCGACAUGGAAAACGCGACGCAGGACGCUCGCCAGGCACCGACGCCCGCCAUUACGUGGUCAAAGACAGAAUCGACCCUCGUGGUUGAGUCCCAAGCCUCCAGCUCGACUUCGAUAUCGUCCACAUCCACUUUCCAGCAACCUCCAGCAGCAGCCUUACCCCCGCGCCCCCGGGUUUAA
Molecule: messenger RNA, 303 nt
Organism: Cyclocybe aegerita
Lineage: Eukaryota; Fungi; Basidiomycota; Agaricomycetes; Agaricales; Hemipholiotaceae
Source: the annotation of a GenBank genome assembly